CACUUCCGAGUUCUUCCUCCCUCUACAUAACAGAAGAGAAAAAGCUGUGCCCAUUUUGCUUUAUAAACUCAAUUUGCAGUCUUCCAUUUCCAGUUUCUCCCGUAGAAUCAAUCUUCAAUGUCUGCUUCAAUCCAAUUGGAAGAAGAGAUUGAAGGAGACCAAAUUGGCUCCAAAAAUUAUCGUUUCUCCAGAAUCGGAACACCCGUCCCUAUAAAAUCCGGCGAAGAUUCUUCCUUUGAUAUCGAAAAUGAAUGUCCUCCUUUGCAACCCUUAGUCGUCUCCGAACGCUUUCGCCUUCUCUUCGUUGCACACUCCAAUGGGUUUUGUGUUGCGAGAACAAAGGAGGUUAUGACAUCUGCGGAAGAGAUUAAAGAGAAAGGUACUGGUUCCUCUAUACAGCAAUUGAGUGUUGUAGAUGUUGCUAUCGGAAAAGUUUCCAUACUUGCAUUGUCUGGAGAUGAAUCCUUGCUUGCCGCUUGUGUUGGCAAUAAAAUCCAUUUCUACCCUGUUAGCGCCCUUCUUUACAAGGACCAAACACCAGCCUUUUCUCAUUCUCUCAAUGAUUCAAGUAUCAUCAAGGAUAUGCAAUGGGCUAAAAAGGCAGAAAAGGUUUAUGUUGUCCUCACAAGUGAUGGAAAGUUGUAUAGCGGGGUUGGUCAAAGCCCCAUUAAAGAAGUUAUGGACGAUUGUGAUGCUUUUGGGUGGAGUCCGGAUGGUGAAUUUAUUGCCAUAACAAGGAAGAAUUUGGUUAGCAUUCUAUCAUCAACGUUUGAGGAGAAGUUCAGCAUAUUACUAUCAUUUAAGUCGCUGCUUGAUGAUCUUAAUGCCAAAUACGUUAUCAAAGUGGAUGUUGUCAGAUGGAUUCGUCCUGAUUGUAUUAUAAUUGGAUGUCUUCAAGUUAAUGAUGACAAUGAAGAGGAGGAAAAUUAUGCGGUGCAAGUCAUCACAAGUGAGAAUGGAAGAAUAACUAAUCCGUCAGCUAAGCCAGUUGUAAGGUCCUUUAGGGAUGUAUUUCUUGACUUCCGUUACGAUGCAGUUCCUUCAUGUAGUGGACCUCAUCUCUUCUCGAGCUAUUUGGAUCAACAUCAGCUGGCAUUUGUGGCUAAUAGGAAGAAUUUGGAUCAGCACAUACUGCUGUUUGGAUGGUCAGUUGGUGAUACAAAGAAUGAAGCUGCAAUUAUUGAAAUUUUGAAUGAUAAUUGGUCUCCAAAGAUUGAGGCUCAUGACAUUGGUGAUGAUAUCUUGAUAUUGGGACUUGCCAUUGACAAAGUUUCCCAAAAUGGGGAAAUUAAACUAUUGCUUGGUGAAGAAGAAAAAGAAGUUUCACCAUGUUGCCUUCUCCUUUGUCUUACCAAUGAUGGAAGGCUUUCCAUUUUUCAUUUUGCUAGUGCUACUGCUGCUUCAGUGUCGCCCCAAUCUACUGAUUUUGAAGAGAAAAACAAGACUUAUAUAGUGGCAUCAUCACAAGAUUUGCUAGUUGAAUCUUCCAGUGCUAGGAAGCAAAUCAACCACGUAGAUUCAGGACUGCAACCCCAUGAAAUAGACAGAGGUCACAAAAUUUUUUCCACAAGUGCUCAAUCAUCCGUUGCAGAGAAAUUUAGCUCAGAAGAAGCGAUUAAAACCACAAAUCAGAACCAAGGUGCAAAUUUGAAGCAGUCUGCAUCCAAAACAUUUGUGUCUGUGGAUGCUGGAGGUGUGAAUAAUUUUAGGACACAAGAAACUGAAAAAGUAGCUGAAGUUAAACCUGGUACAAUUUCUUUCUCAGGAAGUUCCUUAGGUAAUUUUUCCAUCCGUUCAAUUGGGCCAAGUGCUGGAACUGGCGGUGUCAUGGAGUUACCUGUAAAGAUAAUGUCAACAGGUUUUUCUACUGCUUCAUCACAGUCAAGCAAACUUCACAUUUCUUCAAAAAGUGAUGAAACACUUGCAUCCACACCAUUCAGUGGUGUUCCAAGAAGAAAUUUUGAUUCUCCUGAUAAAAAUUCUUCUAGCGCAAAUGAGAAAGCUGGAACUUCAGUAUCAAUCAGUUCUUACAAGCAAAGAGCCAUGGCAGGAGCUGGGAGUAUUGGAUCAUCACCUGCUUUUCCAGGCUCAAUGUUGCAAUCACAGAAAGGUUUUCUGUCGGAGCCUUCGAAGCUGCACUUCACCAGGGAGACAAGUGAAGGAACUCCAUUACAGCAAUUCCAUGAUGUUGAAGAGAUGGCCAGGAAAUUGGAUGAUCUUCUAGAAGGUAUAGAAGGUGAAGGUGGGUUUAGAGAUGCUUCCAUCCGUGCUCACAGCAGUUCAGUUUUGGCAUUGGAGGAAGGUAUAGAGAGUGUUUCAGAGAAAUGCAGGAUAUGGAGAGCAGUAAUGGAUAAGCAACUUGGGGAGGUCCAGCUUCUGCUUGAUAAGACAGUACAAGUUUUGGCAAGGAAAGUAUACAUGGAAGAAAUAUUUAAGCAAGCUACUGAUGAACGGUAUUGGAAUCUCUGGAAUCGCCAGAAAUUAUGUUCUGAGCUGGAGUUAAAAAGGCAACAUGUACACGAAGUUAAUAAGAGCUUAACCAGCCAGCUGAUUGAAUUGGAGAGACAUUUCAACACUCUCGAGUUGAAUAAGUUUGGUGACACUGACGGGAUACAAACAAGUAAAAGAGGUUUCCAGAGCAGGCCUGGACAACCCAGGAAUUUUCAGUCCUUGCACAAUUUACGUAAUACAAUGACUACACAGCUAGUAGUAGCAGAGCAGCUUUCUGAAAGUCUCUCGAAACUAAUGACUGAUUUGAGCAUAGAUUCUCCUGCAAAAGGUCAGAAUAUGAGGAAGGAAUUGUUUGAAACAAUUGGUUUAUCCUAUGAUGGUGCUUCUUACAAGUCUCCAGCUAGGGAAAAGGCUGAAAAUACACCUUUUAACAAGGAAUUAUCAGUCUUUCUUGCUGUUAAAGAACGAUCCAGGAGAAAGAAGCCAAGUCCUGUGAAGAGCUCUGAACCAGAGACAGCUAGGAGACGCCGUGACUCACUUGAUCGGAAUUGGGCAAGCUUCGAAACUCCCAAAACAACUGUGAAAAGGAUUGUUCUUCAAGAAGAUCGCCAGAAGGAAACUUCAAAUAAGUCAUCUUUGUCACUGGAUAAGAAACAUCACCAGUCUAGGAUGCGCGAGAGAUCAGCGACUGCUCAAUCAAAUAUCUUUAAUGCCUCUUCCACCUCUCCACAGCAAGUUAGAAGCAAAGAUGUACUUCCAAGACAUGCAGCUGAAACGCCACCAAUGAUUUCUCCAGUAUCUUUACUGCAGCAUGAGUCACAGUUGACUGCAGUCACUAGCCAAUAUGGUUUAGUAGAUACUCACAAUCUUGCUGCGACAAGAUCAGGUAGAAGCACAAUACCACUUAAAGAUAUUGUGCAAACAGGUGGACCAGGGGCCAUUCAGCAAUCAGGGAACAGAAUGCAGCAGCCAAACUUAUCAGGUCCUCCUGCACAGACAUUGGCCCCAAUCAAGUUUACAAUUGAGACUUCAAAUGCUGAUGGUAAACCUGGAAUCACCAAACCUGUCAGAGAUUGGAAAAAUGCACCGGUGACUAGUGGAAGCACACAGUUUGAAUCUAACAGUAGUCUUAACUAUUCUUUACCAACUGCUGCUGCUGCUAAUUCUGCCUUCACUCUGUCUGCGAAGGUUAUACACUCAGAAGUUGUGAAUAAAAGCCAAGGUAGUGAGAUAUCAUUAUCUGCCCAAGAAUCAACACAUAGUUCCUCUUCGCAUGCAAAAAUCAUGCCGUCAGCAUCUUUGUCUUCUUCACAAGAGCCAAUGUUGUCACCAAUAUCAUCCACGUGGACAUCAUUCGAAUCCGUUUCUAAAGCCAGUAUAGGUUCUAAUCAAAAGAUCUCUCAAUCAUCAGUAGCUUCUCUGACGCAGUCUUCAUCUCUUCCAAGCACUCAAAAAUUGGAUUCCUUACCUAUUACACCUUCUUCAGAUAGUACAAGGUCUGAGUCCCCAACAAUCCUGUCUCGACCUUUGGUUGCCAUACUUGAUAAAAAGGCUGAUACAGAUUCCGAUAGACCAGCUUCACUUGCGAAUCUAAGUACGAAGAUAGAUACACCACAAGAUCCAGCUUCACAGCCUGUGGUAUCUUUCAGUGUGUCUAACUUACAAGCUGGACCUUUGGUCCAAUCAAAUUCCACAAAUGAACAGUCAGCCAGUUUGAAAUCUGCAAGUCAGGUCCAUCCUCGUGGGGAAUCAAGUCAAGUCUCAAAUGUUGGUUUGAAUUCUAUACCUGGACAGCCAUUUUCUGCUUCUGCCAUUCCACCAUCAGUGAAGAGUGGUUGUUCAGAUGUUGUCACCCAUGAGGAUGAGAUGGAAGAGGAAGCUCCUGAGAAUAAUCAGAUGACGGAGAAUGCUCUGGGUAACUUGGCUGGGUUUGGUAUUGGAUCUGCUGCUACUCCAGUUUCUACAAAACCUAAUCCAUUUGGUGUUGUGUCACCGAAUAAAGCUUCAUCUCCAGCAAACUCCUUAUUUACAAGUACAGCUUCAAGCAGUGAGUUAUUUCGACCGGCGUCAUUUAGUUUUCAACCAAUACAGCCACCUCAACCAUCAGCACCUGCAAAUUUUGGUGCCUUUCCUGGUAGCUUCUGCCUCACUUCCACGAGUCAGGCUCCAGCAGUGAGUGGGUUUGGCCAGCCGGCUCAGGUUGGACAAGGGCAGCAUGCUUUAGGUUCGGUUCUUGGUACUUUUGGACAAUCAAGGCAGCUUGGUGCUGGAAUACCUGGAACUGGUGUGGGAUCUGCAAGCUCUUUUGGGGGAGGUUUUAUGAGCAAUAGCUCUGCUGGUGGUUUCGGAGGUGGGUUUUCUGGAGUUUCUUCUACUGGUGGAGGGUUUUCCAGUCUGAGUUCUGGUGGUGUUGGAUUUGGUGCUUCUGCUGCACCCAGUGGUGGAUUUGCUGCUGCUGCCACAGGUGCUGGUGGAUUUGCAGCCGCUGCCACAUCUGCUGGUGGAUUUGGAGCUGCUGCCACAUCUGCUGGUGGAUUUGGAGUUGCUGCUGCAGCUGGUGGUGGAUUUGCUGCUCCAACUGCUGGUGGUUCAGGCUUUUCAGGUGGUGGUUUUGGAGCUUUUAGCAGCCAACAAAGUGGUGGUAGUGGCUUCCCUGCAUUCGGUGGGAGUUCAGCUACUGCAAGACCACCUUCUCAACUCUUCACGCAGAUGAGGAAGUAGUUCCAUGCACACAAAUUUUGAAAAGAAAAUUCUUAGGAAAGAAACAAAGGGGUAAAUGGAUGAUGUGAUAGAUGUUUUACUUGUAGAUUGUUGUAUUCUGGUUCAGUUCACUUUUAUGUAAUGAAGUUAGUUAAUCCGUGUUAUUAUUAGUUGUGGAUGAAGCCUAGUAAUGGGACUGACUCAAAA
Molecule: messenger RNA, 5358 nt
Organism: Solanum stenotomum
Lineage: Eukaryota; Viridiplantae; Streptophyta; Magnoliopsida; Solanales; Solanaceae
Product: nuclear pore complex protein NUP214
Exons: 18
Coding region: 118-5172 (1684 amino acids)
Biological process (GO): RNA export from nucleus
Molecular function (GO): structural constituent of nuclear pore
Source: RefSeq, a predicted model, not a curated record